Oryzias latipes (Japanese medaka) is the source of this 1328-nucleotide messenger RNA. The record is from RefSeq and is a predicted model, not a curated record. NCBI's taxonomy places the organism in Eukaryota, Metazoa, Chordata, Actinopteri, Beloniformes, Adrianichthyidae.
UGUUUUAUUUUUUAUCUGUGACCGGUAGAUAUUUAAAGGGGCCGAUUGGUAAAGGGCAGAGUUGGUGGAAGAGAGGCACAUCAUAGCACCGCCAUGCUCACCCUGGCCAGGAAAUUAAAGAAAGACGAUGCAGGAAAGGCGGGCCGUUCAUCUGCAACCUCAGACUCCGCCCACAGAGUCUCCAUCAGGGACCGCCUCCUUACCAAAGAAGUUGCAGACCUUGAAGCCAAUCUUCCCAGUACAUGCAAAGCCAGUUUUCCAGAUGAGAACAAGCUGCAUCACUUUCAGCUGUCCGUGUCUCCCGAUGAAGGUUACUACCAAAGUGGAAAGUUUCAGUUUGAAGUAGAUGUCCCUGAAGCCUAUAACAUGGUGCCUCCUAAAGUUAGAUGCUUGACCAGAAUAUGGCAUCCUAAUAUCACAGAGAAUGGAGAGAUCUGUUUGAGCUUACUUAGGGAGCAUUCUAUUGAUGGCACAGGCUGGGCCCCGACUAGAACGUUAAAGGAUGUGGUCUGGGGAUUGAAUUCCUUAUUUACUGACCUGUUGAACUUUGAUGACCCGCUGAACAUCGACGCAGCAGAACAUCAUCUGAGAGACAAGGAGGAUUUUCGGAAUAAGGUUCAAGAAUACAUCAAGCACUACGCCAGAUGAUAGCCGCCUCGGCCGCCGACACCAUCCUGCAAAAACCAAACUGCUCCACUUUUGCCUCCGCCGAUCUGGCAAACUCCUCCACACGCGUGAAUCAGCAGCAGACCGGGUCGACCUCUCGCUCUUGAUGCCACGGCUCCGCCUGCGACCGCUUCUGUUCACCCCCUUCACCAGACUUCAGUGCAGGAUUGAAUAAUAGAUAAUAAAACAAUGCUUCAGAGGACGGACUUGCAAGCGAAAAUAUGCUUUAAUCAUUCUUUCAGUUGUCUGUCACCGCGGUGACGGGUGUGCCGGGACGAGCCACGCCCAUCGAGGACAGCAGGCCCGACCGUGAGACCAGACUUCAACUCAAAUGCAAGGAAUAAAAGACAAACGUCUGUUGCUAACAGCUCUCUGCUCCAGUGCCUGCAGUGUUUGUGUCGCUUGACAAAGAAUGCAUGAUGGUUCACAUACUUGUUGAAAACCAGAAGAUAAAAAAAAAAAGUGUCAAAUGAAGUCGUUCAAGUCGGCCAGAUGUAUCUCCACAAACGAAGCAUCUGCGACCCCUUUAGACAGCAUGUGAAUGAGCACACCAUCCCCUUUUGUUCUCCUGCUCCUUACCUGUGCACACACACUCGCUGAGCCAUGCAGACCCUCUGUAUGUUUUUUUAAGAUGACUGUGACAUAAAGUACUGCCAACAGAC